Molecule: messenger RNA, 1507 nt
Organism: Dendronephthya gigantea
Lineage: Eukaryota; Metazoa; Cnidaria; Anthozoa; Malacalcyonacea; Nephtheidae
Product: elongator complex protein 4-like
Exons: 9
Coding region: 1-1134 (377 amino acids)
Biological process (GO): tRNA wobble uridine modification
Cellular component (GO): transcription elongation factor complex; cytoplasm; elongator holoenzyme complex
Source: RefSeq, a predicted model, not a curated record
AUGGAAUCGAGUUUCAAGAAGAAAAGUAAUCGUGGUCACUCCAGCAUCGCAAAAAAAUCUUUACGUAAUAAUCAAUUAUUGAUUUCUACAGGAGUACCUUCUCUGGAUAGUUUGUUAGGUGGUGGUCUUGCUGUUGGAACAGUGUUGUUAAUUGAGGAAGACAACUAUGCUUGUUAUUCCAAGACAUUACUCAAAUGUUUCCUUGCUGAAGGUGUUGUAUCAAGACAUUCCUUGUUCCUAGCCACUGCAGGUCAUGAUCCCGAGGAGAUAUGGAAGAAUUUGCCCUGUGCUGUUGAUGACGUUAACGAGACUGGGGCAUCUGACGUGAAUAAAUCGCCGGAAGGCGAUCAAUCCAUGAAAAUUGCUUGGAGGUAUGAAAACAUGCCUAAAGUUCGCCCAGCCGCUGUGAAAUUUGGCCACUUCUUUGACUUUACAAAAACUGUGGAUGUUGCAAGAAUAAAUAAAGUUUCUAAAUACGAAUAUAAGUCAAGAGACACCUGGUCAGGACAAGAUGGAGAUUCGCAAUGCCAAACAAGAUCAUCAUUAAAUCCGGAAUAUCGAAAUUUGUUAAACUCAAUAAGAAAAGUAAUCGAAGAAAACGGUCAUUCUACUACCAACAAAGAGAUCAAAGAUCGAGUUAUUUUACGAAUUGCAAUACAAUCCCUGGAAUCACCGUUGUGGUGUAACCAUAGUGAUGACGAUCAUUCAUUAACGAUGUUCUUGUAUUAUCUCAGAGGAAUAUUAAGAUCUUCCUUUGCUGUUUGUUUGAUCACAAUUCCUUCUUAUAUUCACCAGGAUUCGACAUUUAUCAAUCGUGUUGAGAGACUCUGUGACACCGUAGUAAAGUUUGAGUCAUUUGCAGGAUCAGAGAAAGAAACGAAUCCAAUAUAUAAAGAUUAUCACGGUUUAUUUCAUAUUGUUCGUCUUCCAAGACUCAAUUCUCUGACAAGCUUUAUGCCUGAGACGUUGGAUCUGGCGUUCAAACUUCGGCGAAGAAAAUUUCUCAUCGAGAAGUUACAUCUUCCGCCUGACGUUGGUGAAAUCUCAAGUGAUGGACGGAAAGAUCCACUGUCUAAGAAUACUGGGGCAUAUGGUUGCGGAGCAUCAUUGGGUGGCAGCAAGUUGGAUUUUUAAGAGACAAAUUGCGAUCGUGUGAUGCAUACAACCCUUGCAGAGGAUGCAAGGAUAAGAUGCAAGGAUGCAUUGCAUGAUGCAUACAACCCUUGCAGAAGAACAUGAUAUCAAGGGAACGUGUGAUUUUUAUCCCACAGUGGUCCUGCCACAAACGACUAUACCCCCGCUCGUUCUACACGUUCUUUAAAUGGUAGAGGAGAGACUCCUUUGAAUUUGAAUAGGUGACGAAAUCUUGGUUCAUCACAGCUAUAUAAUUAUUUCAUGUUCUCUAAGACAUUCAUCAAUGUUUUCUAACGUAGAAUAAACGAGUGAGUGAUUAAAACUAAAACAGUUCAAACACGAUCCUGCAAGGGCUUCAAUCCUAAAGAGCGGU